UUGUGGUGUGAUAGCUGGUGGAUGACGACUAUACGAGGCAUGAAGGCAGAGGAGCAAUGCGUACAUACAUGGAAACAAAACGUCAAAAUUUAUUCACACUCAUCAGUCAAUACAGUAAAUAGUGACUAGUUGUUAAGGUGAAAGUGGAUGUCGUCUUCGUGAUUUGGCGAAAAUUCCACACUUUUCAAUCGAAAUUCAAAGUACCUAGUUAGAUUAAAAGACCAUUGAAUAUGUUUAGUUAGUGAAAAUUAAACACAAAUUUAAUUUAUGCCAAAAAAUCCCAUCAUUUAGUUGUAAAAAAAAUUCAUAUUCAUCUAUUGCCUGUUUGCUGCCUAUGUGAGGUAGAUUUUAGUUAGAACAAAUGAUUCGUCGUGUCAUAACGUAUUCGAUAGUAGGUGCGGGUGCUGUUGGAACUGGGUUGAGUCUUCGAGCAAAUGACUAUGAUGUCAACUCACUGGGCAUUGUGCGUCUAUCGAGAUCCGCCAUAACUGUGUUCGAUGUUGCCCUAACGUAUAAACGAGAACUCUACUAUAGAGAAUGGGAUAAAUCUUCACCAGAGUACAAAGCCGAAAAAAGUCGUGUCCACAAAAUUGCCGCCGAAAAACUACUCGACCUUAUGUGUACAAACAAAGGAGUCUAUAUUAAAGUAGGACAGCAUGUUGGUGCUCUUGACUAUCUGCUACCAAAGGAGUUUGUUCAAACAAUGAAAAUCUUACACUCAAAUGCACCAACAAAUCCUGUUGAAGAUUUGUACAAAGUCAUUAAACAAGAACUCAAGAAACAUCCCGACGAUCUAUUCGAAUCAUUUGAUCCAAAUCCACUUGGAACAGCUUCGCUGGCACAAGUUCACAAAGCAAAACUGAAAACCGGCGAAGUAGUAGCAGUUAAGGUGCAACACCCUUAUGUGAAAGGGAAUUCCAUUGUGGACAUGAAAACAAUGGAAAUUCUAGUCAACAUGAUGGCCAUAGUGUUUCCUGAUUUUAAAAUUACAUGGUUAGUAACUGAGAGUAAGAAAAAUCUACCAAUUGAAUUGGAUUUCCUACACGAAGGUCGUAAUGCAGAAAAGGUGGCGAAACAAUUCAAACGUUAUAGUUGGUUGAAAAUUCCAAAGAUAUACUGGGAAUUGUCAUCGCCACGAGUUCUAGUCAUGGAAUAUCUCGAAGGUGGUCAAGUAACUGAUUUAGAGUAUAUUGAAAAGAACAAAAUCGAUAAGUUUUCAGUGGCCAAUAAAAUUGGACAACUCUAUUCGGAAAUGAUUUUUACUACUGGCUUUGUUCAUAGUGAUCCACAUCCGGGUAAUAUAUUGGUGAAGCAAAAUGCAAGUGGAAAUGUCGAUCUUAUUCUGUUGGAUCAUGGGCUUUAUGCCGAUUUAACUGAUAAAUUUCGAUAUGAAUACUCGAAACUAUGGCUAAGCAUUUUGAAAGUCGACAAAGAUGCCAUGCGUUUGCACAGUAAUAAUCUAGGCAUUAAAGAUAAUCUUUAUGGAUUAUUUGCGUGUAUGGUGACUGGACGACCUUGGGAGACUGUUGUACAGGGUAUUAGCAAAAUUAAAUAUUCCGAAGAAGAGAAAGAUACAUUACAAAGCAAUACUUCGCUGGUGCUUCCUCAUAUUGCUGAUGUCUUAGAACAAGUCGACCGUCAAAUGCUGUUAAUUUUGAAAACAAACGAUUUGAUUCGUGGUAUUGAAGCGACACUUGGAACUCAAAAUCGAAUGACUGCAUUUUGGGUCAUGUCCAAGUGCUGUGUACAUUCAUCAUUUGCUGAACAAAAACGAAAUGUAAAUAGCCGCAGUUCACGUCUCAGUGUUUCGCUCAAAGAACGAUGGGAAAUUUUCAAACUAAAUGUUUACUAUUUGUAUAUAGGUUUUAUUAAUUUUGGUUUUAUUGCAGCUGUUAAGCAACUCAUGUAAUAAAAAAUAAGUCAAGGGUAAAUUUUGUAAUUAUUUAUUAUUUUUGUAACGAACUUAAUGUGAAGAAGAAUAAACUAGUUUUUGUUAUUUUUUUCAAUGCAAAUUAA
Messenger RNA from Episyrphus balteatus (marmalade hoverfly), 2016 nucleotides. It is a transcript of the gene Adck1, whose product is annotated as aarF domain-containing kinase 1. Gene Ontology annotation, molecular function: ATP binding; protein kinase activity. The coding region runs from base 362 to 1909 and encodes 515 amino acids. The record is from RefSeq and is a predicted model, not a curated record. The transcript has 3 exons. NCBI's taxonomy places the organism in Eukaryota, Metazoa, Arthropoda, Insecta, Diptera, Syrphidae. Gene Ontology annotation, biological process: mitochondrion organization; protein phosphorylation; lipid homeostasis. Gene Ontology annotation, cellular component: mitochondrial inner membrane.